CUCGUCACGUUAAGACAUUCUAUUCCACUGUCUCAAACGCAGAUCCAAUACUGAAUCUUAUUCUAUCUUGUAUACUGUUUCUUGCGCUAAUCUACAAGUAAUCUUCAAUUCUAGUUUGUCGUAGAUCUGAAAGAUUACAGAAAAAUGGCAAAUGAUCGUUUAGAUAUGGUAAUAUUUGGCGCUACUGGAUAUACUGGAAAAUAUGUAGUGAAAAAUGCAAUCCAUAUGUGUAAGGAUCAGAAAAUGAAGUUCGGUAUUGCUGGUCGUAGAAAAGAAGCUCUAGACGCAGUUGUUAAGGAAUUUGUCUCAGAUAUUGCGGAUGUAUCUGUUAUUCUGGCUGAUGUAAAAGAUGAGGAAUCUCUUAAGAAAAUGACGGAGCGAGCAAAGAUACUUGUCAAUUGUUGUGGUCCAUACAGAUUUUAUGGAGAACCCGUUAUCAAAACAUGCAUUGCUACUUGUACUCAUUAUGUUGAUAUCACUGCUGAAGAACAGUUUAUGAUUGAAAUGGAAUUAAAAUAUAACGAAGCAGCAAAAGAAGCUGGCAUCUACAUAGUAAGCGCUUGCGGCUUGGACUGUAUUCCUAGUGAGUUGGGAGUUAUUUUUACGCAACAGAAAUUUGAAGGAGAAAUGAAUGCUAUUGAAAUAUAUAUGAGCAUGUGGUUAAGCGCUAUUGACAAGAUAGGUCCGAUUUGCAAUUAUGGAACUUGGAUAACUUUUGUAUACAAUCUGGCUCAUGCAAAGGAAUUACCUGCAUUACGCAAAAAAUUAUAUCCUAUCAAGUUGCCUGAAUUCGUCCCGAAAUUAAAAUCAAGAAGUGUACUGCACCGAAGUGAUGUUUCUGAAGGAUGGUCCUCACCAUUUCCGAGUAUCGAUCGUUCAGUAGCUCUUCGUACACAGCGAUUCUUAUAUGAGAAGUAUAAAGAGAGACCUGCACAAGUUCAAUUUUAUGUUACAUUGAAAUAUUUCUUCGAAUUCCUGAUGAUGGCUACUAUCGGUAUGUUUAUAUUAGUUCUGUCUCGCACAGCAUGCGGUCGGAAUUUACUUCUAAGAUAUCCGGCUCUGUUUUCACUCGGUAUCAUAAGCUCAAAUCUGGAAAUGCUGAAACCGACAUAUUUUUCUGUUACGUUCAAUGCUAGUGGAUGGACUGAAAAAUUGGCUGAACCUACCGAUAAACACACAGAUCCACCUAAUAAAAAAGUAAUCACUAAAAUGUCUAGUGAUUCUCCCGGAUAUGAAUUAACUAGCAUCACAGUGAUCUUAUCGGCAAUAACAAUUCUUAACGAAACUGAUAAAAUGCCUGACAACGGAGGAGUACUUACUCCCGGUGCUGCAUUUGGUAAAACAUCUCUGAUCGAGAAAUUGAUAAAACAUAAUAUUAAAUUUGAGGUGAUAUCGUCUAUGGAGAAAUAAAGAUAAGAACAUUAUUAAAUUUUACAAUAGUGAUAAGAGAUGAAAAAUUAAAUUUCUUAGAUUUGAUCUUGCAAAAAAUGACAAAUUAUUAUACAAUUGAUAUCAAAACUAUUCUCGAGCAGAUUCUUUUCAUGCCAUCCGCGGAGAUACUUGUAUCUAUAGUUAUUUUUUGGUAUGGUAUCUUUUAAGUUUUAAAUACAUAAGAUACAUUUUACAUUUUAUUUUAUAUCAUAUUUAUUUUAUAUCAAUUUAAUUUUUUAUUAUUUUAUUAUAAAUUAUAUCUUUCUUCUCUAA
This is a messenger RNA of Atta colombica, 1704 nucleotides long. Its product is annotated as saccharopine dehydrogenase-like oxidoreductase. Gene Ontology annotation, biological process: glycolipid biosynthetic process. The coding region runs from base 145 to 1410 and encodes 421 amino acids. The record is from RefSeq and is a predicted model, not a curated record. Lineage: Eukaryota; Metazoa; Arthropoda; Insecta; Hymenoptera; Formicidae. Gene Ontology annotation, cellular component: lipid droplet; mitochondrion; plasma membrane. The transcript is spliced from 10 exons.